Molecule: messenger RNA, 501 nt
Organism: Trypanosoma conorhini
Lineage: Eukaryota; Euglenozoa; Kinetoplastea; Trypanosomatida; Trypanosomatidae
Product: putative serine/threonine protein kinase
Exons: 1
Biological process (GO): protein phosphorylation
Molecular function (GO): ATP binding; protein kinase activity
Source: RefSeq, a predicted model, not a curated record
AUGAGGCGGAAGGAGGCGGACAGAGUUAAUUUUACCGGCCGCGCGCAGGCGGAGGUGCACUGUCUGCUGAACUGCGACUUCUUUUCCAUCCUGAAGUGCCACGAGGACUUUGCCAAGAAGGACCCUCUAGAUGGGGAGAAUCUCUUAAUGAUAGCUCUUGUGCUUGACUACGCGAAUGCUGGGGACCUCCGCCAGGAAAUCAAGAGCCGUGCCAAGGCGUCCCGAGCAUUUCGUGAGCACGAGGCAGGCCUUCUCUUCAUUCAAGUCCUCCUUGCGCUUCAUCACGUGCACUCGAGACACAUGAUUCAUCGUGACAUCAAGACGGCCAAUAUCCUUCUUUGCAGUAAUGGGCUUGUGAAGCUCGGGGACUUUGGCUUCGGCAAGAUGUAUUCCGCCACGGUCUCGGGCGACGUCGGCAAGACGUUCUGCGGCACACCGUACUACGUUGCGCCGGAGAUCUGGCGACGGAAGCCCUACAGCAAGAAGGCCGACCUCUUUUCC